Messenger RNA from Penicillium crustosum, 960 nucleotides. RefSeq names its product anoctamin family protein. Gene Ontology annotation, molecular function: chloride channel activity. The transcript has 4 exons. Bases 1 to 960 code for a protein of 319 amino acids. NCBI's taxonomy places the organism in Eukaryota, Fungi, Ascomycota, Eurotiomycetes, Eurotiales, Aspergillaceae. The record is from RefSeq and is a predicted model, not a curated record. Gene Ontology annotation, cellular component: cortical endoplasmic reticulum. Gene Ontology annotation, biological process: chloride transmembrane transport.
AUGACGACAAUUCCAGAUAAUGUCCAGGAGUAUAAUCUCCAUGUGGACUAUGUUAUCCGUUACAGCUUCGGAGAUGUAGACCGAUCGCAGGCAAUUGAGCAGCUAGAAAAACUGCUUCAAGCACUGGCCCAAGUUGGUCUUCAGGUCGAGGUGCGACAAGGCGAUGAGUCGUCUUUGCUCGUUUUUGUGAAAGCUUCGGAAAAGCGGCUGAAACGGGCGGUCUAUCGGUCGCGAGUACGCGACUGGCUGUAUGGAAUUCGCAAUGCUGAGCCCACACCUUCCAAUUCGACUGAACCCCAGACCGAGGCUGAGCGCCUGCGGGUGAUCAACCAGAUGAUUACACUUCCCAAGGAAGAGGGUGGUGCCGCUAUCACCCCCAAUCAUGGCGAAUGGAAGAACGUCACUGCUAUAUUCCCUCUUCAUGAUGUUGAUACAAAUAAAAAGUGGAUACGAGACUGGAGCUCGAAGACUUUCCUCUCCGAUGAUGACUUGGAUCAGAUCCGGAACAAGUUUGGAGAAAGUGUUGGAUUUUACUUCGCGUUCCUGCAGUCAUACUUCCGGUUUUUGAUUUUCCCGGCUGUCUUUGGAUUCUCUUGUUGGUUCCUGCUCGGCGGAUAUUCGAUUAUUUAUACUAUCGUUAAUUGUCUUUGGUGUAUUAUCUUUGUGGAAUACUGGAAGCGCCAGGAGCUUGAUUUGAGCUGCAGGUGGCAGACCAAGAAUGUCUCGGCUGUUCGGACUAAGCGACGAGAGUUCAAGGCGGAAAAGGAGGUCUGCGAUGAGGGUACCGGGGAAAUGCGCGGUGUCUUCCCGGCAACUAAGCGCAUGCAACGGCAGCUGCUUCAAAUCCCGUUCGCCUUGGUUGCAGCAAUUGCUUUGGGUGCUAUCAUUGCGACUUGCUUUGCCAUUGAGAUCUUCAUCUCGGAGCUCUACAAUGGUCCGUUGAAGACAUACUUGGUAUGA